Molecule: messenger RNA, 669 nt
Organism: Acanthamoeba castellanii str. Neff
Lineage: Eukaryota; Discosea; Longamoebia; Acanthamoebidae
Product: Utp11 protein
Exons: 4
Coding region: 1-669 (222 amino acids)
Biological process (GO): rRNA processing
Cellular component (GO): nucleolus; small-subunit processome
Source: RefSeq, a predicted model, not a curated record
AUGUCGUUUGUAAAGGAUCUACAACGUGCGCACAAGGAAAGAGCGCAGCCUCGCGCGAGGCAAAGGUAUGGCCUGCUCGAAAAGAAGAAGGAUUACAAGCUCCGCGCUCGCGACUACAAGAAGAAGCAGGCCGUCCUCAAGAACCUGCGCGUGAAGGCGGCCAACAGGAAUCCAGAUGAGUUCUAUUUCAAGAUGAUCAAAUCAAAGACGGUGGGAGGGGUACACACGAGGACAAGACGCGGCAAGCGGCGCACUCAAACGCAAAUGGUGAACAUGAAAACGCAAGAUAUGAUGUACUACGUUGCGGCUCGCCAAACCGAGAAAAAGGCUCUCACCUUCCGGCCCGAGAACUACUUCAACACGCUGCCCGAGCUCGUUGAUCGCCGCUUCAAUCGCCCCACCCUUGAGCAGUUGCAAUCCGAGGAGUUGUUCACCACGCCCGUGGUUGCGGGACAAACGGCGGCCAUCGCCAGCUCGCGAAAGCGCCAAUACAGCGAGCUGAAGCAGAGGAUGCAGAGGGAAAAGUCGCUGGCCCAGGUCGUGGAGAAGGUGUCGUCCAAAAGACAGGUGAUGAUGAGCAAGGGCGCCGGUGUGAAGAAGAUGAAGGUCGAGGACAGCAAGGGCAACGUCAAGACCCUCUUCAAGUGGAAGAAGGUGCGCAGCAAGUAA